GCCAGGCGAGACUUCGUCGUCCUGGAGGAUUUACCGAGGCUCCUGCCGGACAUGAAGUUUGACAAGGACGGCUUCGAGGUGAUGGUGGACUUUUUGGAGGAGGCGCACGGGCGCCUGGCCGCGAAGCGACAGCUUCAAACAGCAGAGGAGCUGGGACUGCGGAGCCGCACCCUCUUCCAAGAGUUUCGAAAGGAGUUGGAGGCGCAACAAGACUUGUUCCAUAGCUUCGACGACACGCACUCCGGCGUGCUGAAGAAGGUGGAGGUGUGGGUUGCCCUGAGCAACCUGGGCUUGCUCCCAUCCUUUGACCAGAACAAAGUGGGCAUGCUGGUGAUGAUUUCUCUGGCCUGCGAGGAAGCCACACGCGCGUCGGAUGUCUGCAGGCGCUUCACCUCGGGCAACGCGCCGAGGCUCAUCCAGCGCUUCGGCGGGACGAAGGCUGCUUUAAAG
Symbiodinium sp. CCMP2456 is the source of this 450-nucleotide messenger RNA. The record is from the annotation of a GenBank genome assembly. NCBI's taxonomy places the organism in Eukaryota, Dinophyceae, Suessiales, Symbiodiniaceae.